Messenger RNA from Linum trigynum, 5064 nucleotides. NCBI's taxonomy places the organism in Eukaryota, Viridiplantae, Streptophyta, Magnoliopsida, Malpighiales, Linaceae. The record is from the annotation of a GenBank genome assembly.
UUACGACAUGAUUUAUGAUCAGAGAAUAAAAACAUUACAAGCGAGUGUGAUAACUAUUAAAUAAUAUUCGAUAUAGGCAUACCACAUAUUUACUUAUGAAGCGAGAGCAGAAAAUGUAUACAGGAUCCAAAAAGUUCAAACAUGUAGAUAAGUUAACUAAUAUAAAUAAUAAAAUGUAGAUAAGUUAACUAAUAUAAAUAAUAAAAUGAACUUCUCCGGUCAACUGGCCGGGUAAAAAACUAGUUAUCAUGAUAGAAGAUCAGACUCUUAAAAAAAGAAAAGUCGAGGGAGUAGUACUUAUUAUGAGUUCAGAGCAAUUUGCGAGGCACUCAUUGCAGAUCGUUCGAAUUGUUUCCGCUCGUCCUUACUGCCACUCUAUCAAUUAUUACGAUAUCCACAAUUUCUUUACAUGGAUAAAUAUAUAAUAAAAAACUAGCUAGACCAACUACAUUUAUCGAAAAUGUGAAUUCUGCUGAUUAUAACAUUUUUCAAAAGUUCGAUCGAUAAUAGUUUUUCAAUCUAUGGAUUUUCAAGUUUUGUCAUAAUAAGAAUCCUCGUUCAUCUUCAAAUUCAAUCACCCAAGAAACUUCACUUCAUCAAAAACACACAUUGACCGGUCUUGAUCCCACUUGGAGAAGAUGACUCCACAUUGGUACACAAUGAGGCGUGAAACUAGUGAUGACGAAAAUGGAAAAAAGGAAGGUAAAAGGACAAAAGAAAAAGGAAGUGAUCACAAGUUGUAGAGCACUCAUGUGAUGAUGCAACAAGAACAUAUUUUUCUCAACUGGGUUUGGAUUACAGCUAAACACCAAGCAAGAUGGUGGAGAUGCUCAUUAUCAGAAAAGUCAAGAUUAACGAAAAAGAAAGACAGCAACACCAACAAAAUAUAUGCGCGUUAUGAACUGGUUUCGAUCGGGCCCCUUUACUAUGUAACAACAUGGGUAGUGAUGUUGUUUCAUUCAUACCCAAACAUACAUAAAAUAAAGAAGCCAAAAUAUGCAUGUUAUUAGUUAGAUAUAUAUCUUUCAUAAUCCUUUGACCUUCCAAAGAGAGACCAAGACCUAGAAAUGCGCUCAAAUAUUUCAACAAGGUAGUAGUGGUAGCUGGAUGCAUGGAGUUUGAUUUCUUUAGUUAAUCAAAAGCCAUCACGAUUAAGGGUCUAGAAGAGUUUGGUUUGACAUGGUCCUGAGUCCGGAUAGAUCCGAUCCAACAGUAAAUAAAAUUUGAGCAUCAUAACCGAAUCUGAAGUAUAUUUGGUCCGAUCCAAAUAUUAAUUUGUAUCGUGUCCUUUUUAAUAUUUAGAAAAUUUAUGCUAUUAAUGAUAAGACCGCGGUAUAUUCUAUCUGGAAAAAAAAAGGUUGAUUUGGUGCUCCUAUUGUUUCACACCCCCCUUAUCACAACAAUCAUCAUUCAUUGAGCUUAAUAAUUGGCUCUUCAUACUUUUCAAUUAUGGCUUUAUUGUGACACUAUGAGAUAUUAGGGUGGUGACCGUGUUUGAGUUAAGGCACGAAACAUAUUCGUAUUAGAAUGUAAGCUAGACUUCUUACGAUCAGUGAGACGAUUAGGCUGGAUUAUACUGUCUCACAUGUAAAAUCUAGUACAAAAAUAGCAAAGUGAGAUUUUCUAAAAUUUAUUGUGCAUUGUCGAGAUUGUGGAAAAUGUGUAUCCCUAACUUAUAUCUCAACUUGAGUUCAUAAUCGCUCGGCGAUACGCAAAUUUUACUAAAUCCAUCCUAUUAUGAUAUUAUAAAUGGUGAUUCAUAAAUGAAUUAUGUGACUUUUAGCUUGAAAUUAAUUGUCCCUAGCAAACAAGGAGUCCGUCACAUGCACACAAUAGGCAAGACAGAAGAAAACGAGUGUUCAUUGAACAAACCCAAGAAGACUAGCUAGCUAACUGAUGUAUCGAUAACGACAUUUCUUCUUCUCAAUUUCCCCUUAAACCUAAUUUUAAAUUAUCACAAGGGACCCAUAUUAGAGGGAGUGAUGUCAAUUUCAUAUCUGACUCGCACGAUUAGACAUGUCCCAACCUCAUUGGACCAGGUAUUAAUUACCUGAUCGAGAGUAAUAUAUUGCAGGACAUAUGUAUGGGUAUAAUUUCUAACUUAUCACGUCCCAUUUCAUCCGUUCUCGUUCCUUAUAUCAUUUUUUACAUCGAUAUCUAUAUGUAUUUCUCCUCAUUUAACAUUUCUAAAAUCAUAUUUUGAUUCCAAAGAAAUUUUAAGAUUAUUUUUCAACUAUUUACACUCAAAUAAUCAUUCUACUAUAUUUCUCAAUCAUUUAUGAAGUAUCUUCUCUUUGUGUUAUUGUAAUUUGUAACAGAGUUAAAUAAUAAUUUAUUUCUUUUCAAAUACUCAUAUAACAAUUGAUCGAUCUAUUAGACUCCGUACCCGCAUAAGUAUUACCCGACCUAACUUGUGCUUACUACUUAGACAAAUAUUGGUAUGGAGAAAUCUGAGCAGCCUUAUUACCAUCACUAAUUAGGGCGGCCAGCCUUUUCAAAUACUCAUCUCCCUCUGCUGCUUGCUUUCAUAAAUAAAAAUCAAGUGGGCCUGCAUGUCUUUGUGUAGUAUAUAAAUAUGUAAAUGACUAAACUCUAAUGGUUUUGGGCCCGUUUCUUAAUCCACGACAGGCUUAUCUUCUCGGCCCGCAUUGAAACCCUUCCAGUCUUCCAACCUAUUAGGCUUGCUAGCCACUGUCCCACACUGCAUUUUGCAGAAAUCACUGCCUUGACCAAUUUAUCUGUUCGGUUUUCGGCUUAACCUUUGGUUCUUUUCGAAGGGAUAAGGGCACAUAUGUCUUUGACAAGUACCAUCAUAGAAAACGUUAAUCUAUUUCAUUUCAUUUCAUUUCAUUCCAUUCAAUAUUUGACUGAGGUAGUCAAUACAUAUUUUGUACCAUUUCUUCUUAGCAUGAAAUGUAGCUUACACCAUCUAUUUAAGCCCUACUGUGUCGAUGCGAUCACAUCGAAUCAGACGAUCUUGAACAUUUGCGGCUCAGUCGUAUUAGGUGGCUGGCUGGCUGAUGGGCCCAUUUAGGCUUGUGCUUGGGCUCAUUUGUCAUUACCAAAAUUGGGCAUAGCCGCAUAGGUUUUUUUGAAUCAUCGGCAGAAAAUGGGGAGAGGCAGCCGGGUGGAUGGCAAAUUGGCAACAGAGUAUAUAGUAACGCAAAUGUGCAUCUGUCGUUAGAUAGCGCAGAUAUGGACAAACACGUAUAAAUAACAAGUACGACUCUUACUGCCUACUUUCUCCACAACUACUUCAACAGUGUCAGCCCCAUGAAUGAAUGCUCUGCUUGCACAACACAAAUCCCGCACACCCUUUCACCGCUCAAUUCUGUGCAAUGAGGACGGCGGCGGCGGCGGCAUCGUCUCAUUUGGUCACAUUGCCGUCAUGGCACGACAAGAGGCUUCAUAAUAAUCUGCACCCAGCUUGUUGUGUUAAGCUGCGGACGAAAGAUCAUCAUCAGGUGGUGGCGAUGAACAGAAACAAGGCAUCGAAAUUUGGGUGCAAUUCGACCACCAGAAGAAUUUGUCGACGUUGCAAUCGGCAGGUAGUGUUUAGUAAGGCUGGAGUGAGUUUGCAGGAAGGGUUUGGCUCGUUUCGAGAGGAUGAAGGGAGUUGGCAUAGUAGCUUGACAAGUGGUGUGGUGGAGAAAUUGGAGGCCUUUUACAGGUUCUCUCGUCCUCACACCGUCAUCGGCACCGUCAUCGGGAUAACGUCAGUAUCACUGCUUCCCUUGCAAACGAGCAGUGAGAUCUUUCCUGCGUUUGUGCUGGGUUUGAUCAAGGCAGUGGUGCCGUCUGUGUGCAUGAACAUCUACGUAGUGGGAUUGAACCAACUGUUUGAUGUGGAAAUUGACAAGGUAAACAAACCCACUCUGCCACUGGCUUCUGGUGAGUUCUCGAUGGCAACUGGGGUUACAAUUGUUGCUGCAUCUCUAAUCACAAGCUUUUACUUGGGCGUGAAAUUCCAGUCCCCUCCUCUUCUGGCUGCCUUGCUCAUUAGCUUUCUGCUUGGGAGUGCAUACUCUGUUGAACUUCCGCUUAUGAGAUGGAAGAGGCAUGCAUUUCUGGCAGCUAGUUGCAUCCUGAUCGUGAGGGCAGUCGUUGUCCAACUAGCUUUCUUCAUACACAUGCAGAAAUUCGUGCUUGGAAAACCAGUAGCCAUUACCAGAACCUUGGUGUUUGCGACUGCUUUCAUGUGCUUCUUCUCAGCUGUCAUUGCACUCUUCAAGGACAUACCUGACCUGGAUGGAGACAGGGACUUUGGAAUCCAAUCUUUUACUGUCAAGUUGGGACAAGAAAAAGUAUUCUGGGUAUGCGUCCAACUGCUGUUAGUAGCGUAUGGAGCUGGUGUGUUGAUGGGUUUUUCUUCACCAUGCCUAUCGAGCAAGAUAAUCACUGUUGCAGGCCAUAGUACACUUGCAGUGAUGUUGUGGUUGCAAGCACAAUCAGUGGAUCUCACCACCAACACUUCCAUUACUUCUUUUUACAUGUUCAUCUGGAAGUUGUUCUAUGCAGAGUACUUCCUCAUUCCUUUCAUACGUUGACGAGGAUCAAUAUCGUUAAAAUCCGAGAAAUGCAAUGCUUAUUGUCGAUGAUGGUCUAUGUUUUUUUAUAUUAGGGGCUUUGCUAGUUGUUGAGGAGGAAUUUGUAACUCUAAAUCCAGUAGUUUUAUCCCCAAUAUAAUUUUUGACAUACUUAUGGUAUUUUAAUGGUUUUAUUCUCGUCUCUUGAUUCACAUCUAAUGAACAAUUGUACACGGCAUGCAUAAUGUGGAGUAAUUAGAAGACUAAGAAGAUCUGAUAACUUAUCAUUUUAUUUGUGAUUAUCUCUUGAUUCAUAUUUAUUGAACAAUCGUACAUGGAUGGAUAAUGUGGAGUAACUAGAAGACUAAGAAGAUCUAAUAACUUAUCAUUCUAUUUAUGAUGUUUGUAAGACGGUCCAUACAAUUUAUCUCAUAACAAAUAACAGCGGAAAGAUCAAUUAUAUUCCCUAACGAAUUUUAUAUUAUAUAUUACGGAACAUUAUAUGUAAGUGGAUCCACAACAAACAACUUCAUAGCAU